AUGGCCACCCGCAAGGCGCUGCUCCUUGCCAUCCUCGGCUGCGUCUGCUUCUUCAGUGCUGUCCUUGCAGCUCGUGAGCUGAGCGAUGACUCGGCCAUGGUGGCGAGGCACGAGCAGUGGAUGGUCCAGUACAGCCGCGUCUACAAGGAUGAUGUCGAGAAAGCGCGGCGGUUCGAGGUGUUCAAGGCAAACGUCAAGUUCAUCGAGUCGUUCAAUGCUGCCGGGAACCGAAAGUUCUGGCUUGGCGUCAACCAGUUUGUCGACCUCACGAACGAUGAGUUCAGAGCAACCAAGGCCAGCAAGGGGUUUAAUCCAAAUGGUGUGAAGAUGCCUACAGGAUUCAGGUAUGAGAAUGUUAGCAUUGAUGCGCUUCCAGCAACGGUGGACUGGAGGACCAAGGGUGCUGUCACUCCCAUUAAGGAUCAAGGACAAUGUGGAUGCUGUUGGGCGUUUUCGGCUGUGGCUGCCAUGGAGGGGAUUGUCAAGAUAAGCACUGGCAAGCUCAUCUCACUUUCAGAGCAAGAGUUGGUGGAUUGUGACGUCCAUGGAGAGGACCAGGGCUGCAACGGUGGUGAGAUGGACGAUGCCUUCAAGUUCAUCAUCAAGAACGGUGGUCUUACCACUGAGUCCAGCUACCCUUACAGCGCUCAAGAUGGCCAGUGCAAGGCCGGAUCCAGCAGCGCUGCAACCAUCAAGGGCUAUGAGGAUGUGCCUACGAACGACGAGGCUGCUCUCAUGAAGGCUGUAGCCAACCAGCCUGUGUCAGUGGCGGUAGAUGGAGGAGACAUGACAUUUCAGUUCUACUCUGGUGGUGUGAUGACCGGCUCUUGCGGCACUGACCUGGACCAUGGCAUUGCAGCGAUUGGUUAUGGACAGGAUACUGACGGCACCAAGUAUUGGCUGAUGAAGAAUUCUUGGGGUACAACCUGGGGUGAGAAUGGGUUCCUCAGGAUGGAGAAGGACAUCUCCGACAAGAGGGGAAUGUGUGGCCUUGCCAUGCAGCCAUCCUACCCUACCGAAUAGGCAGUUCAAAAAAUGCCUCAUCACUUUCAUACACAUACGACACGCAGCUUGAAUAAUGGAUGCUUGUUAUUCGUCAUAGUUCUUUCAUAUGUGUGUAAAUUGUAGUCACAUGGAUAUACUAGUAUAUGCUGUAAAUGAAUACCUUGUA
This is a messenger RNA of Panicum hallii, 1171 nucleotides long. Its product is annotated as senescence-specific cysteine protease SAG39-like. Lineage: Eukaryota; Viridiplantae; Streptophyta; Magnoliopsida; Poales; Poaceae. Gene Ontology annotation, molecular function: cysteine-type endopeptidase activity. The record is from RefSeq and is a predicted model, not a curated record. Bases 1 to 1023 code for a protein of 340 amino acids. The transcript has 2 exons. Gene Ontology annotation, cellular component: lysosome.